AUGUUGAAAGUUGGCAUAUCUCUCUUGAUAUUGCAAAAUAUACAUUCUGAAGCUAGACUUUAUAAUGAGACAAAUAUAAAUGUGACCCAGCUCAUACAGUAUGUCAUAGGUGUCAAAAGAUUUGACAAAGGUCAUGAUAGUCUACAGCAUCUGAUACCAGAAUUAAACAUGACAACAAAUGAAAGAGAAUUUUCAUUUUGUCUUUCUUCCCACAGAUUUCCUAUUUGUUCAGCCUUUGCUAUGACUAUUAAAAAGCUCAAAGACAAACUCUUAAUCAUAUUGAAAUACAUUUUGAUACAUCUGUACUACCUCAGGAACAGUUAUACAGUGCUAGGAACUGCAGCUAUAUCAAAGCAAAAGAGAUCUUUCAAGAUAUUCACUGAAAGAGAUCUGCAUGUUUUGCAUUGCAAAAUAGUGAAAGACAGGUCAGCCAAUCUGAACACCUUAAUUCAGACCAUGUCAAUCAUCUUGCAUCAGACUGUUUGCAAGGAUAUCUUGUAUUAA
This is a messenger RNA of Phycomyces blakesleeanus NRRL 1555(-), 504 nucleotides long. RefSeq lists its product as hypothetical. The coding region runs from base 1 to 504 and encodes 167 amino acids. The transcript is spliced from 2 exons. Lineage: Eukaryota; Fungi; Mucoromycota; Mucoromycetes; Mucorales; Phycomycetaceae. The record is from RefSeq and is a predicted model, not a curated record.